AGGAAAUGUACUAAAACAAAACGCCGUUUUUUUUUUGUUUUUUUUUAUAAUGCCGUGUCCAUAACCCUAAGUUUUAGUUUAUGUCUAACACCUAAUCAUUGAGGUGUAUAUCACACUCAGCUCCGCCAGCAGUACUAGGCUUCAGUGUGACGUGUUUUUCUGUCAGUUUUCGCUCGCGAGUUUUAUUUUUUUGGGAACUAAUCUUUCAUUUUUUGAGUGUUUUUCGGGACGCUCUGAACUUUCUUGACGGGGGAAAAAACUCACACAGUCGAUUGGAUUGUAUUCCGAUUUGGUAUUGUGAAAUGUGAAUUUAGUUAUUUUUAUUUAAAAAAAAUAGAGAAAGUUUGAAAUGGAGAGUAAGCCCCUCAACACGCCUUCUACAAAGAUGCGAAUCGGAAGUUCAAAUUCGUACAAACUACAUGAGCUUAAGUUCGGCGCUGCUUCCCACGACAUACUGGCCGAUUUUCUGAUUAAUUUAAACAGUAAAAACAGAGAACAUUUGGAAAAUGUGUCGGAGCACGCUGGGGCUUUCAAGCAAAGUAGACUAGUAGGACAGUCGCAUUGUUAUUUUGUAUUGAUGAAGUACAGCGAUACUUUGUAUUUGCUUCCAGAGUCUGUUUUCCUGAUUUGUGAAGUGUUGAGACUCGAGCCGUUCACUGCAUAUCAAGCAAUAGAAAUCUUAGAAAGGUUUAUGAUAAAUCACAUUGAAGAGAUGUUUGCUGCUGCUCCGCCAUCUGGUGCUGACGGAGGGAAAGGAGACAUUUACGGCUCUGUGCUCAUAAAGCUGAGUGACAAAUUUAUGCUUCUGGUCUUUUCCUGUGUUCAGUUAGCUAGCAAGCUUGCACUUCACUGCAGUAUUGUUGACAACAGCACUGCUGUUAAGUUCCUGCAGUGUUUGGGUUACUCAUAUACCAAAGAAACGUUACUGGAAUCGGAACUUAACAUCCUGAAAACGCUAAAUUUCUACAUCAGCGUUCCAAAUCCGCUGACUUAUGUUGAGACGCUGUUGGAAGUUUUGGGAUACAAUGACUCAGAUGUUCCCAUAAAGUAUCUGCAUAAGAUCACUCAGCUUGUGCUUCAGUUUGUUUACCUUCAGAGAAAUCCAAUUUACCAUAACUUACUAGUGGCUACAAUUGAAAAUUCAACUCCGAGUGAAGUUCAGAGAGUGAAGUUUCUGUCAGUCACAGAGGACAGCAUGCUACUAGCAGUUAGUGUUAUUGCAGCUAGUGCCUUCAUACUUAACUACACCACCUGGGACCAGGUACUUGAGGAGUUAAGAUGUAUAACUGGAAUUAAUGGAGAGAGCAUCUCAGACUUCUCGCACAUUAUAUUAAAACAAAUUAUGGGAAGCGGAACACCUUUAAAAUCCCUCUGAAAUAGAAUGAACUGUGCGUUAACAUGGUGAGAUGCAGAAAGUACUGGGCAUGAGUUAACAUACUACCUGCAACACAUUUUAUUAAACGUUAUAGAUUUACAGUGGGCUACACAAAUCUGAAUUGGAGUCAGAUUUAAUCAAAUGUAUUAGAUGGUCUAUGUGAUCCGUUUGUGGCACACUGAGUAACAUUUAUACAUGGAAUGGAGCUGGAAAAAAAAACGUAACUUGUAGCAUUCUUCAGUAUUUGAGGGUCUCUAUGUUGUUUCCUCGUUUUGAAAAAGUUAGAUUUUUGUUAAAAAACAAACAUAUACAUAUAUGUGUGUGUGUGUGUGUGUGUAAAUAAAAUACAGUAGA
Polyodon spathula (Mississippi paddlefish) is the source of this 1729-nucleotide messenger RNA. RefSeq names its product cyclin N-terminal domain containing 1 (gene cntd1). The transcript is spliced from 7 exons. Lineage: Eukaryota; Metazoa; Chordata; Actinopteri; Acipenseriformes; Polyodontidae. Gene Ontology annotation, biological process: reciprocal meiotic recombination. The coding region runs from base 350 to 1375 and encodes 341 amino acids. The record is from RefSeq and is a predicted model, not a curated record. Gene Ontology annotation, cellular component: site of double-strand break.